GUCUGGCCCCAGUCUGGCCCAGGCAGCCCUCUCGUCCCUCGUGUGACACCCUACUCUCCAGGCUUCCCCUGUGGAGCACCGAGCGUCUGUGGCCCGAACAUGGCAGUCUUGGCCUGGCAUGAGCCGGGGCUGCUGCUGGCGGUGCUGAUGGUGACCGUGACGUCGGCCCAGCCCACUCACCUGCUGACUUUGCUGUCUUCAGGCCAGGGUGCUCUGGACUACGCGGCUCUGGGCGGCCUGUUAAAUACACUAGCGGCCCGUGUGCACUGCACCUCAGGGCCGUGUGGAAAGUGCCUGUCUGUGGAUGACCUCCUGGCCCUGGGCAGGCCUGAGGAGCCGGGGCCGAGCCUGGGGCCGGCCCUGCAGCCCGCGCACAUCGCCCGCCUCAGUGCGGCUGCUGCCCUCUACCUCAGCGACCCCGAGGGCACGUGUGAGGAUGUCCAGGCCGGCCUCUGGGCCUCCCGCGCUGACCGCCUCCUGGCCUUGCUCGAGGGCCCCAAGGCCCUGAUCCCAGGCCUGAGCAGGCUGCUCCGGAGGAUUCAGGUCCAGACCACCCGCCAGCCCCCCACAGAGGAGGCCUGCGUGGACCUGCCUCAGCUGCUGGAUGAGGCGGCGGGAGCUGGCGCUCCCGGCAGCCCCGGCUUCGUGCUGGCUGCCCUGCUGGACCACGUCAGAAAUGGGUCCUGCUUCCACGCGCUGCCGACCCCCCAGUACUUUGUGGACUUCGUGUUCCGGCAGCACCACAGUGACUCUCCCAACAUCACACUGGACGAGCUGGCAGCCUUGAUGCAGCACCUGGGGGUGGGCGGAGUGGCCGAGGGUGACCACAGUCUCUAUCAUCACCACCAUCAUCUGGGAAAGAGGGCCGACCUCGCCAUCCCGAACAGCAGCUCCAGUGUGUGGGACACGGUGUGCCUGAGUGCCGGGGACGUGAUGGCUGUGUAUGGGCUGUCUGAGCAGACUGGGGUGGCUCCAGACGCCUGGGCCCGGCUGAGCCCUGCCCUGCUCCAGCAGCAGCUGAGUGGGGCCUGCAGCCUCCAGCCCAGUGGCCCGGCCCAAGACCAGCUCAGUCAGGCACAGAAGUACCUGUACGGCUCCCUGGCCACACUGCUCAUCGGCCUCUGCUCGGUCUUCGGCCUCCUGCUGCUAGUCUGCUCCGGCUGCAGCGAGGCUGCUCACUACGUCAUCCAGACCUUCCUGGGCAUGGCCGUUGGUGCUCUCACUGGAGACGCCUUCCUUCACUUGACGCCUAAGGUCCUGGGGCUGCACCAGCAUGGCGGGCACGAUGGGGACGGGGACAGCCACAGCCCACAGACCAUCUGGCGCCUCCUGGUCGCGAUAGGAGGCCUCUACAUCUUCUUUCUGUUCGAAAAACUCUGCGACCUCUUGCUGCCCCUGGACCCAGAGGACCAGAAGGACAAACCUUGCAGCCACACUGGUCACAGUGGCCACAGCCACGGCAUAUCACUGCAGCUGGCGCCCAGAGAGCUUCGGCAGCCCAAGCAGCCCCACGAGGACUCCCGAGUAGACCUGGUGGCAGAGGAGAGCCCUGAGCUGCUAAACCCCGGGCCCCGGAGACUGAACCCAGAACUGAGGCUGCUGCCCUACAUGAUCACACUGGGUGACGGCCUGCACAACUUCGCGGAUGGGCUGGCCUUGGGUGCUGCCUUCGCCUCCUCCUGGAAGACUGGGCUGGCCACCUCGCUGGCAGUGUUCUGCCACGAGGUGCCGCACGAGCUGGGGGACUUCGCGGCCUUGCUGCACGCCGGCCUGUCGGCGCCCCGGGCGCUGCUGCUGAACUUGGCCUCCGCGCUCACCGCCUUCGCCGGCCUCUACGUCGCACUCGCGGUGGGCGUCAGCGAGGAGAGGGAGUCCUGGAUCCUGGCGGUAGCCAUUGGCCUGUUCCUCUACGUGGCGCUCUGCGACAUGCUCCCGGCCAUGCUGCGCGUGAGGGACCGGCGGCCCUGGCUCCUCUUCCUGCUACACAACGUGGGCCUGCUGGGCGGCUGGGCGGUCCUGCUGUUGCUGUCUCUCUAUGAGGACAACAUCAUCCUCUGACGCCUCUCCUCUGCUUCUGGGACCCGGAGCCUGGCUCCUGCCCUGCGCCAUCUCAGCACCUUGGACCGGAACCCACAGGCUGGUACCCAGAGUGUCCCAGGCCUUUUGAGAGUCUCCCUCCCCCAGGC
Molecule: messenger RNA, 2186 nt
Organism: Artibeus jamaicensis (Jamaican fruit-eating bat)
Lineage: Eukaryota; Metazoa; Chordata; Mammalia; Chiroptera; Phyllostomidae
Gene: SLC39A4
Product: solute carrier family 39 member 4
Exons: 12
Coding region: 100-2058 (652 amino acids)
Biological process (GO): zinc ion import across plasma membrane; intracellular zinc ion homeostasis
Cellular component (GO): membrane
Molecular function (GO): zinc ion transmembrane transporter activity
Source: RefSeq, a predicted model, not a curated record